Lethenteron reissneri (Far Eastern brook lamprey) is the source of this 5389-nucleotide messenger RNA. RefSeq lists its product as uncharacterized. The record is from RefSeq and is a predicted model, not a curated record. NCBI's taxonomy places the organism in Eukaryota, Metazoa, Chordata, Hyperoartia, Petromyzontiformes, Petromyzontidae.
CUUUCUCGGGAAGAAUCGUCAGCUGUUGGUGGUGGCGGCGGUGGUGGCGGCGGUGGUGGUGGUGGCGGCGAGGCGACGGGUUGGUGGUUUCCACUCCCAUCGACCCACCCACUCACCAAUUUAAUUUGUGGGUUUUUUUUCAAUCCCAGAGUUAUCGUGGCAGGCACAGCUGUAUCGGCUCCCCAAGGUCCUUCACCUACCCAUAGGAUGGCGUGUGCAGUGGCCACCCCGGUGCUGGAGCCAAGCGGGGACUUCCCGGCAUGGCUGGAGGCACAGGGCGUGAACGCGGAGGUGGCCAGGGCCAUGGACUCGGAGCUGGGCAUCCGGGACUACGGGGUCCUGCGUGCCUGCGUCGGGGACGGCCUCGUGCGGGCCGAGCUGCUGGCCACAGCGCGCGACCGCCUGCCCUUUGGUUUCUACGCCGUGCUGCGGCAGGUGGUGAAGGCCCUGCAGGAUGCCGAGCACCACGAUGGGACGCCGCGCUGGGACGACGCCGCCGCUGCAUCCUCCCCUGGCGACGUGACCCUGGGAGGCUUGGUGGAUGUGCUGCUCGCACUAUUCAGCGGCUUGAGCCGGGAGCUGUUGUUGUCCGUGCAGAGGCUGGGGGCCAUGGAUGGUGCCGGUACAUAUGUUGAGCCCUCGAGUCCACCUGGGGAGGAAGUUCAACACCAGGAUGACGUGACGGCAUGCAGCGCGGCAACGGAGUUGCUGGAAGCGAGCGAGUGUGAACCUCCACCUUACAAUGAGACGGGGGAGAAUCUGAUACCGAACGUGGACUUCACCGGCUUGGAAUGGUCGGGACACAUCAUUAAAAUGGAGACUUGCGAUCACGACGAGGUGGAAGAGGCUGUGGACGAUGGUGACUUGAUUUACAGAGAGCGCACGCUGCAAAUGGACCCAUCUAAUGGCCAAAGCUCCUCCUCUGCGGGCUUCAUCAUCAAGGACGUCACCUCGCUGCAGGACUCUGCCUGCCAGACGCUCACCAACCUCUCGGGCCGCUAUCCCCGUGCCCGCCGAUCAGCCCCACCACGACGCCGCUCCAAAACCACCAUCACCACCGCCACAACCACCACCAUCGCCUCCUCAUCCGCCACCACCUCCUCCUCCUUUACCUCUUCGGCCCCAGCAUCAUCGUCAACGACAUCGGGACCCUUCUCUCCUCGCAGCAACACCGCUCUGCGUCCGAUCGCCAAACGUUGCGCGCCCGUGCCAACGCACGCAUCAACGUCAGCGCCAGCUUCCACAAACUACCGGACGCCCGUGGCCUCUGUGCCCAAGUACAGGCCCAUCAGGCCCAGGCCGAUGGAUCCGUCGAGGGAACGCUCGCGCCCAUUUGACGCUGCUGCUGCCGCCGCCGCUGCCGCCGCCACCAUCGCUAACGUCGCAGCUGGCCCAGCCCUCGCAGAGCAAGGCUCGCACCGCUACCAGGCGGUCGCCGCUAACUGCCAGAGCGCUGCGGGGACCCGGGCACCCCUGAACCUCCGCGCAUUCCUGCAGAGGCGCGCGCCACACCUCUUUGAAGCGUGCCAGAGCACAGGCAUGUUAUCGCAGUCCUCGAGGAAGGAAUUGGUCAAAUUGGCCGUUUCCCACCUGGUCGAACGGCACGGCUUCUACCCAAGUUCCGUGGAGAAGACGAGCAUCUCCCAGGAAAUAAUCGACAUCUUCCCGUCCCAGAGACUGGACAUCGGGGGCUCUAGUGUCACUGGCCAUGAACAUUUUUACGACCCUCAGGGCCACACGGGAUUUGUAGAAGUCCGUCUGCGGAAUCUGCGGCGCAAGCUGAACGCCGACCAGAAAAAAUUCUCGAAAAGGCACAAGCGGAAACUGGAGGAGGGCGGGUGCGGCAUGGCGGCGGCGAUGGCCGUCAAGCGGAGCCGGACACUGCUGCUGGACCCGAGCGACGCCACGAGCGACCCAGAGCAAAUCCCGCGAGAUUUCCAGCGCCUGGUGGCUAUUCCCGGUCUGCUCGAUGCGGAGUUCGACAAAAUCUCAUACGGGAAGGGACGCAACUUUGUGGAGCGGUGGGAGCACACGUACGUGCCUAAGCUGCGCCGGCUCGCCGUUCACGAGUCCGAGGACGUAAAGAUCCUCCUCCGGGAUGUGGAGGUGGCAGCUACCCCCGAUGAAGUCUGCUUCACGAUGCUCAAAAUCUUGACACACCUGCUCCCCCCGACGAUGGCCGGCCCAGCCAAGGGCUCCAAGUGCAGCAUCAAAUGUGCGCUUCCUUACCUCGUCGACUUUGCUCCGGUGGGCACGAGCGCCAGUGCGCUGCUCGACGACGCUGCUGUCUUCCCUCCGCGGACUCAGCCCUUCCUCGUCGGCCUUGGAGUCGGAGCGGUGGCGCCGGCGGCGGCGGUGGGAUCGGGGCGUCCGAGCUACGCGAUUGUGGCACGCGGCGCCGGCGUAGCGCUGCCGCUGCGGCAGUCGACACUGGUUGGAGCACUGGACCAGCUCUUCAAGUUGCUCUGGGUGUGCGGGGUGCAGUACCCGGCUCAGGUGGCACCCGUCUAUGGCUUCCUCGAGCACGUGUAUGGCAUGCCGGCACCGCGAGCACUCUGCAGGAGGAGCAAGGUGCUGGAGCUCGUCGGAAAGCUGCAGCUCAUGUGAGCCUGAGGCGGAGCAUUCGGCAAAGUGCGAACAAACGUACAGCGGUGGCCCGUGUCCAAAGGAAUCCUUUGCAUCGUUGUGCAGGAAUGAACCCUCCGAUGGUGGUUGAUACAAACACAGCAGUGCCCUGUAUCGGUGUCUAGGAAUGGCAUGGCCCUCCAGUAGUGCCCGCUACACACAUCAGUCGUCUAUAUCAAUGUCCAGGAAUGUAUCAGCCUCCAGUGAUGUCCGCAACACACUAAAAUAUCCUGUAUCAAUGUCGAGUAAUGUUUGGACCUCCAGUGAUGCCCACUCCGCAAUGUUUCCUGUAUCAGUGUCCAGGAAUGUGUGAACCUCCAGUGAUGUACACUACACACAGCAGUCCCCUGUGGCAGUGUCCCAGAAUAUGUGGACCUACAAUCGCAUCCACUCCACACAACAGCGUCCUACAUCAAUGUUCAGGAGCGUAUGGACUUCCAGUGAUGUAUACAACACACAGCAGUGCUAUGUGCUCUCCAGAAUUGUAUAGACUUUCAGUAGUGUCCACUACAAACAUCAGUAUUCUCUAUCAAUGUUCGGGAAUGUAUGGAUCCCCAGUAACAUACUACAUGCAGUAUUCCCCCAAAUUAGCAUCUAGUAAUGUAUGGACUUCCAGUGGUGGUCACUAUAUACACACACACACAAGUCCUCCGAGUCGUCAGAUGUGGACAGAAUUUCAUUGCUUUUGUAUCAGUGUCGAGGAACGGAUGGAACUUCAUACGAACGCUAUGUAUGUGUAAUGGUAUCAAUGUGCACAUGAAACAUGGAAGGUGAACCUAUAACAACCCUAUCUUCUAUAAUAAUGUCCGAUUAAUAGAGCGCGGUGUAGAACUCGUGCAGCGAGUCACUCACAAAAGUCUAGAGCACACGGCACAAAGCCCAAGUGUCGCCCAAAUGCUCUUUCAUACAGAUAUAUCUUCAGCCGUCUCUUGAAGACUGUAGACGAUCGCUCAUUGCGUAUUACCGCAGGAAGCUUACUCCACAGACGUAGAGCGGAGACGGUGAAGCGACAUUCGGCGAGCUCGGUCGCGAAUGGACUCCUGGUGGUAGAUCCUUUGCGCCUCUGCCACAUUUUAUGACGCAAGAAUACAUGAUGCUGCCGUGAUGGAAUGGUUUGCAAAUUGAACUUGUAAUCUAGAGGUUGUGGGUUGGGUUUGUUGUGAUCUCCCAGCGUGGCAGGUAAAACAGUGAGCAAGUUUUUUAAAUCUCCAAAAGGUGCGGCUACUCCGACCUCUUCCAAGGAAUCUGGCCAGGGUGAAUGUGGACCAAAUGCCCUCUAGAGCAGUGGUUCUCAACCGGGUGUACGCGGACCCCUGGGGGUGUACGUGGCAAUGUCACAGGUGAGGUGUUUCUAACCGUGUGAAAUUAUAUCAUACAUGCGAGUCAUUGGUGAAUAAUAAUUUAUGAAUCUGCCAAGAUAAAAUGACAAAUAAAUCCAUAUAACCUGGAAUGAUAUAAAAGACCUUGCUAAACUCAUUGAUCGUAAGUAAUGUGGGGUUUCAAAGGGUAACCUGCGAGCGUGAACAAAUGGCGUCAUCCAUGCAAAGGGUCCGGUGAUUUUUUUUGUAUUCGCUUGCAGUUAAUAGCAAGUUGGGAUACCUCACAAAAUGGACAAUUGGUGAAAAUAUGUUCAUUAUUCAUACAUUUCUCAACCAUGUUGGGCCAGGAAAGGGGGUUACUCGGUUGAAACAAAAUUCAACAAGGGGGGUAACAGCCAAAAAAAAGGUUGUGAACAACUGCUCUAGAAGGGCUCUAGAGCUCCCUCUAAUGGAGGUCCUGCCAGCAGUGAUGUGAGCAAGCAAUUGCAGGGCUCCACCUUUACCUUAUCUUUUACAUUACUCUGUUACCAGGAACUCUCUUACUGUUGAUUUGGUUGUAUAUCUGGAAUGGAUGUAAUAUAUUUACGACGUGUAUCGUUAUUAUCCAACACUUGUUGCGGUGUACUUUAUGCAUAGCCAAGUUAAGAAAAUCUCUCACGGGAGACAUUCCAAACUCUCACGUAUACUGAUGGUUUUAUGGUAUAUUUGUGUAUUUUGCAUUGUUUGCUGUUUUAUUCCCGUGUCAUGUACAUGCAAACUUAAUGAUUUGCAUACAUAAUGCAUCAUUACAGGUUGCAUAUUGGUACCGUCAUCCGGAGGCACCUGGUUUGAUUCCAGGUCAAGGUGGUAUAAACUCUCGAGUGCGAGUUUGUUAUGAACAAGCACUUCUAAGUGCUGUACGCUCGUUACGUCUGUUUGACGGACUGCCUGCGAGGGGCAGCGGUAUAACACGUGCGUAUGUCCACCGCACGAUAUACUCCAACCCCUGUAAUCGGUGUGGUGGAUAAGACACGACAAUGGAGAUUUACAAAACUGUGCUGUGCAUCUGACUGGACCCUUUAAACAUUGAGAAGACUGAGAUUUCUAAGGAUUAUUUAACUAACAUCGUCGUCAUCUUCCUUCUGGGAAGGGUAAAAUGUGCACCACUUGGUGCAGCAAAAUCAAUAGGGUGGGGGUUGUGUUUUCAUUAAGGAUUGUUCCUGGGAGAAAAAUGUGGAAUUUCCAACCUUCGCUGCAGAAAUCGAAAGCUGUUGAUUGGACCUCACUGAAGGAAGGUGGGAAUUCCACCACUGGCGAAAGGCCAGCACGAAUUAUAAAAAAGCAUGUGUAAAUAUAGGGAUACUUAAGACUUUUAACAGGUGUUGUAUUGAUUAACUUUCAGUUACGCUUCAAAAUGUAAAAGUACCUGAUGCAGUAUGUACUCUUCAUAUAAAUUGUCUAAAUGA